CAGUACCGUGUGGUGUCUCCUCACAACGGAAUUGACUCGAAAGACGUUUGGAUGCCACGAGUGGACCCUCCUACAUUAUUCCAGAACGCAAACAAGCUACUUCUGGUAUUUUUCAAGCUGUUUUUUUACGACUUUUUGCCACACUUUUUGACACACACGAGCGCGGGUUUUGUGUACGUUUGUGCAUGCGCACAGGUAAAGCCUAGGCUAUCCCGGAAGAACCCGUAGUACAGGUUGCAUUUUUGUUAUGUAGCAAAAGCGAGCAUAAUGGAGGUGUUUACGCGUAACGUUUGAGUUCUUUUUUUAAUUAAAUGCGCCAAAACUGAAGUUGAAACGACGGCGAAGCAACAUGAAGAGCGUGAAGAAGAAGCUGUAUGUGCUCAUGGACGUGUUGUGCGUCCUCGUCGCGGCACUGCCCUUCAUCAUCAUGACCAUCGUCUUCAAACCUUACCAAAGAGGCGUGUACUGCGACGACGAGAGCAUCAAGUACCCGCUCAAAGCCGACACCAUAAGCCACAGCAUGUUGGCUGCUGUCACCAUCUCCUGCACUGUCGUCAUUAUCUCAUCCGGGGAGGCGUAUUUGGUGUACAGCAAGCGAAUUUACUCCAAUUCCGACUUCAACCAAUACGUGGCCGCACUCUACAAGGUGGUGGGCACGUUCCUGUUUGGCGCCGCGGUCAGCCAGUCGCUGACUGACCUGGCCAAGUUCACCAUCGGUCGGCCAAGGCCAAACUUUAUGGCCGUGUGCGCGCCUAAAGUGUGCACGGGCUACAUGCAAGUGAUCAACUGUACGGGCAAUCCACAGGACGUCACAGAGUCCAGGUUGUCCUUCUACUCGGGUCACUCAUCUUUCGGCAUGUACUGCAUGCUCUUCCUGGCGCUGUACGUGCAGGCCCGGCUAGUGGCCAAGUGGGCGCGCCUCCUUCGCCCCACCAUCCAAUUCUUCCUGGUGGCCUUCGCCGUUUACGUGGGCUACACGCGCGUCUCUGAUUACAAGCACCACUGGAGCGACGUGCUGGUGGGGCUGCUGCAGGGGGCGCUCAUUGCCGUGCUUAACGUCCGCUUCGUGUCCGACUUCUUCAAAAAGCGUCCCCCGCGCCGCGUCAAGCCCGAACGUGUCGACAGCGACGAGACGGAGAGGAAGCCCAGCCUUCAAUUCGUCGACUCUGAGCACGGCAACCAUUACAACUGUCACCCAGUUUGAUCGGACGCUCUGCUUUUGACAUUCAUGUGGAGUUCUCGCUUUGAGUCAACCACUCGCCCAUCUGUUUCUCACUACCACUAUACCGACCGAGGGCGUUCCCUUUGUCAAAAUGACCUCCUUGUCCUCCGGCAGGCCGCAUAUGAACACGCCGCUUGUUGGAAGCGCAAAGACUGUGAAAUGAAAUGAUGCGCAGGCUCAACAACAGCUGACCACGAGCAUCGCGGACGCCUUCAUUCGCUCCUUGUCAUUUCUGCUUUUGGUACCAUCAUGGCAUUGUUGAACGGCAGUGUGGAUUCCCUUCGAGAUGCACAACUGCACAAGUUUUCUUCAUUAGGUACACCCGAACAAGCCUUUCCGAGACAAAUUCUGCCUUCACGCAGACAAUCGUGCAAUUGUAGUAAUUAUGGCAACUAAAUGUUGAAAUGAAAACAGGUAGACAGAAGAGACAGAGAGACUACUACUAUAUAGAGGAGUUACAAAAAAAUCGAUUAUUACGUGCAUUGCGAUUCGACACGUGACGAUUCGAUUACGAUUCAUAAAGGUUCAAAAACGAUUUUCCCUCAUAACUUUAUGGCAGCUGCUCAUAGCGGAACGAAAUUCAAGACACGUCUGCCGCCUGGGCACCGUUAACAGCGCACGCACGUUAUGAUAGAUGCUUCCUGUUACUAAGAGAGAUUUACUCCUUUUUAAAAGACUGGAAAAUAAAUUUGUGUAUGAGACAGGGAGAAACAGAAGCACGACCCGGCGGUAGUUUUAAGGCAUUUCAAUUGAAAAAUGUCCUGAGUGUGUUGCCAAGACCCGUGUGCAUCUGUAAGAGGUGAGUACACGAACCCUCUUGUACUGAUGAGCCUUUAUUGUUGUUGUUUUUGAGAUGUAAUAGUUAGCGCUAAGCUAAUUGGCUAAUUUGCUAACGUGUAUUUCAUAUGCAAAACGUGUAAAACCAUGAUUGAGUACAGCGGUAACACUACAAACAUGCAAAAUAGUGUGAAAACAAAGUAAAUUGGUUAGAAGUCUUAUUUCUAAAGAGACUUUGUUUCCAGAAAAUGUGGAGUGCAUUCCAACUGUGUAAAUUUUAUUGUAUUGUUGAGAGAAAUAAGUACUCCCUUUAAAAAGGUUAAUGUUUCUGCACUUUUUGAAAAAAUAAAUAAAUAAAAAAGCAGCUUAAUGGCAGCUUUUUGUUGUAUUGGCAUGUUUCCACCGUUCCUGUUGAAUCAUUACGAUAUUUUAGAUAAGUAAUGGACAAAAAUUGGCUUGGCUACUUUAUUAACUAGUAAUGCACAAUGCAUCAAUAAUUGCGAUAAUCGCGAUAACAGCAAUCAUCGUCAAUACCGUGAUCAUCGUUCAAUAAUCGAGUCGAAGCACCUUGAAUCGUAAUCGAAUCGAAUCGUGGGGUGCCUAAGAUGGCACACCCCUACAAGUACAAUAUAUGCUCCCUCCUGUGAGUUCCAGUUAACAACUGUUGUAACACAUUUGUAAUUUGACAAGAAAAGGUGCAAAAUCGCAAGAAAAACUAUUUUUUUGUGGUUAUAUUCCUUUUUGCAAUUGAAAAUGUUAUUAUCUUCCCAAAUCACAAUUCAGUAAUCAAAAAUCAAUUCCGCACAAUUAUUUCCAUUUCAUCUGAUUUUAGAUAUUUCUUAUCAUUUCUACUUUUAGAUUGGGCAAGUCUGCCUUUACAGAUGCAGAUUCUUUACAUUUUGUGGUUGUGGGUGUAGCCUGAGUGAGAAUGGACUGCAGUGUGGAUUUGUAAAGCUUAGGUGCGUAUACCACUACCAUGUUGCCUAUUUUUAGAACAGGUUUUGUAAUCAAAUGUAAACAAAGAAGGAUAAGAAACAGUUUUCAAGAAAACUGCGUUAAUUUAUUGUAAAUAUGAGGUUGUUUUUCUAUAUUUUUUAGAGUGCAAUCACCCUGCUUGCCACUUUGAGCUUGCACAUGCUCUGUCUGAAGAAUGCUGCCAAGGAUGUAUGUGUGAGUGAGUGUAUCUAUUUUUCUAUCCCUCUCUCUUUCUGUGUGUCUGUGUUAAUGUUUAGCCCAGGGGUGUGAAAGUUUUGCACUCGUUGAUCCACAUUUAAUUUUGACAGACGGGCCAUGAUUAUAGGGAAAAUACUUUCUACAAUAUAAAUCUACAUUGUCGGAAGAGGAUUAGGGCCAAUAAAGAAGGUGGGGGGAACGGUGGCCAAGAUUCUCAAAAUGAAGUCUGAAUUUGACUUUAAAGUGAGAAUUCUGAGAAUAUUCUCAGAAUUCCCAAUUUAAAGGGAACCACGGACAGAAAGACUUGUAGUUCUUGAAAGAUAAAUGUUAGUAUGAGGUAUAAUAAUUUGAUACUCAAACCCCUCUUAAUGUUUUCUUAUUUUUUAUAAAAUUUGAAAAAUUAGUAGGGCUGUCAAACGAUUAAAAUUUUUAAUCGAGUUAAUUCCAGCGUAAAAAUUAAUCCGAAUUAAUCGCAAUUCAAACCAUCUAUAAAAUAUGCCCUAUUAUUCUGUAAAUUAUUGUUGGAAUGAAAAGAUAAGACACAAGACGGAUAUGUACAGUCAAACAGUCAAAUGGCAGCAAGUCAAUAUCUCGGCAAGCCGCCUAUGAUCGGUUUAAAGGCAUUGCUGAUGAGCUGGAAUUGGAUGCAGGUACGACGUUGGGAACUCAUCCCACAAUUCUGUAACAAAAGAAUCUGACCAGCAGCAGAAUGUGACAAAAUCACGUCAGUCAUCAUACUAGCUUCACUUGCUACCUAGGACAGCCAUUCUCCCAGUCCAGGCCAGCCGCAUCAUCACCCUCAGCGUGCAUUGCGUGCAUAAAACAUUGCGCCCUACGUAGGUCAAAACAUGUACCAAAUAAUAUAGAUUUUUAAAUCAAUGGCAAUAAAAUACAUGUUUCUAAUAACAUAUUUUAGUAAAAGAGAACUUAUGGCUUAUUAAAACCUACAAGUCUUUAAUUCUGAGGUUCCCUUUAGAGUCAGAAUUCUAAGAAAAAAGUCAGAACACGUUUUGGAAACAUAGGCACAGUGCUGCCUUGAUUUAUGGGUUUAGAUUAAUUGAAAUUAAUAUAUUGUACCUCUCAUACUGAAUGUCAUUUACAGGUUGGUAACAAUCAUCAUCAUGAUGUCAUCAACCUGUAGUUACACUAGUUAUCGCAGUAUACGCAGGGAGCCCGCUAACUUGCUAGCUGUUUGCUCACAUGACAACACAAGGUGCCCAACAUGGCAGCCCGCCUCAGAUUAUUUUUUGGUUCCCUUUUUGCGCAGGGAGCCCGCUAACUUGCUAGCUGUUAGCUCACAUGACAACAGAAGGUGCCCAACAUGGCAGCCCCCCUUAGAUUAAUUUUUGGUUCUCUUUUUACAGUAUAAACGACCAUUCCUGUGUUAACCCGAGCUAGAUUUUGCCCACUCCUGGUGUAACAAGCCAAAUGUGAGAAAGGCAAAUCAAAGAAAGCUUACAUAUUCUGCUGUUUUGUUUUCAAACUGGGGAAAGCAGGACACGUAUGACGACGGGUCCACUGCAGACCCGAGAUGUGGCCGAUAACGAAAAUCAAAUAGAUUAACAAGUACAAGUGGCUGCUCCGGAUGAAAUGGCCUACGAGAGCUUCGAAAUGUGCAACUGCAGACAAACACGCAGGUGCGCGUCGCCAAUAUUCUCAGCUUAUGUUUUAUCAGCGUGUGCCUUCAACUAGGUGCUAUAGUGUGUGUUUUCUUGUAAUUUUGAAGCUACAUUUUGUAUACAUUAUGUAAUAAAUCAGCAUUCACUUAAAUUUGUCCAAGCUGUUUUUUUUUUCUUUCAAUUUUCAGUGAGUUUGAAAUAAAGUGGUUGAUUCUGAACGCAGCUACAUCCCAGUUUCAAGAGGGUGUGCACACUUGUGCAACCAAAUGAAACUGCAUACGUAGGCGUGCUUUUGCUUCAUUGUCAUGUAACUGGCUAUUUUUUUACAUGCCUCUUUUUCAGCACACAAAUUUAGACUUCGCUUCCCACCAGCUUCAACCUCAACAAAUCAAAAUAAGCCUUUUUGCAUAGAACAUAGCCUGAAAUUCUGAAUGGUGGGAGGCCGCAUAGUGACAAGCGGUUGUAGUGAUGAGGGCGAAAACCGCAGAGCUGGACCCAGUCGAAUGUGACGAAAUGACACAAUUGUCAGUAUUUUUGGUUUGUUCCGCAUGUUUUAAGUUUAAAGUUCAUCCGCCAAAAUUGCCCUUGUCGAAGCGGUUGACUCCCUCUUGUGGGCAAAAGAACUGGGGAGGCUGUUUUGAUUUGAUUCACAUGAUAAACCUAAAACAAUUAUGCAUCCUUUUUUUUUUUAAAUAGAGUAUAUAGUAAUGGUCAGGAACCUUUUUGGCUGAGAGAGCCAUGAACACCACACUUUUUUUAAAACUAAAAAACACUUUUUAAAGAACAAGGGUUAGGGUUUGUCUCCGAAUUUAAUAACAUUGUUAUGCUGUUGCCAAUCAAUGAUGAGUAUUUCAUACCAUUAAUGCGAUUUCUGGAUGAUUUUGUUUCAUUCAGGCGUUGAGAAACUUAGGAUGCGUCUCUUUUCAUGUUCACGAAGCGCCACGAAUGUUUUUUCCCACCACGCACGGAGCACAAUCAGUGCACACAAUCAGUGAUUUUUUUUUCUUGAGCGAACUCAAUGAAAGACUUGAAUGAAUCCUCCCCUCUUGUAGUCCCUUUCAUAGUCAAAACCUUGCAAUCACGCUGAAUUGGGAUAAAUUGCUUACCUCUCUUGACUCAUCCAAAGCGAAAGAAAAAAAUGGUGCAGCAUUUAUGUCCUUCACUUGCGUUGCCUCAAUUUGAUUUGACAUCAUGGCGGUCUUUAUCCGAAAAGUCGUCAAAAAGUCUCCACAAAGGCAAAUUCCUCGGUCAGUUCUUGCUGAAAAGUACAAUACUUCUCGUCUUUUUUUUUUUUUUUUUCCCCCCAACUUCUCAAAAGGGUUUCUAAAGUUAGCUGACAAACGCGGAAAACGAAACUAAAAUUGAGGGAAGUUUACUUCACGCACAUGUGCACAUCUGCCGCUAUUUUCAACAGCAAAAUACGGCGACCCCACUUAAACAGUGUCUUCGCCUCAUCUGCAUUGUCAAUGCAAUUAAUAGAUAUAUAGAAAUAUAGAUAGACACAACGACAUGUAUAUUUGCCAUUUUCCCUCUAAAAUUACUGCGAACUGGCUUUCUAAUCACUGCUUGUAGAAUACGGACUACUGGUCCCAUGAUCAUCCUGGGCUCACGCAGCCAAUGGCAUAGGACUUGGGGGGAUCUAACGUAGCACAUCUAGGGUGCUAUUUCAUGAUAUCUAGUGCGAAUUGCUGAGUGUUGUCGGAGCAUUAAAAAAGUUAACAUACGCUGCAAAAGUCACGUCUGCUCAUUACUGCACAACACCAGCAUAUGACCGGUGGCAGUUGCCGUUUCGCACAACGCGCAAAGGAGUAUAAUGAAACUUUUUUUUUUUUUUUAAUAAUUAAAGAUUGGUCUGCGAGCCACACGCAGCCAUCUGGCUCGCAAGCCAUAGGUUCCCGACCCCUGGUAUAUAGCAUAACACGAAAGGACAUCCCCUUUUGUUUUUAAGGAGCACUAAACCAGUUUGUGUGUAUGCUAGUAACGGGUUGGACCCCCUUUUGCCUUCAGAACUGCAUCAAUUCUUCGUAGCAUAGAUUCAACAAGGUGGUGGAAGCAUUCCUCAGAGUUUGGUCCAUAUUGACAUGAUGGCAUCACACAGUUGGUGCAGAUUUGUCGGCUGCACAGCCAUGAUGCGAAUCUCCCGUUCCACCACAUCCCAAAGAUGCUCUAUUGGAUUGAGAUCUGGUGACUGUGGAGGCCAUUUGAGUACAGUGGACUCAUUGUCAUGUUCAAGAAACCAGUCUGAAAUUAUUCCAGCUUUUUGACAUGGCGCAUUAUCCUGCUGAAAGUAGCCAUCAGAAGUUGGGUACAUUGUGGUCAUAAAGGGAUGGACAUGGUCAGCAAGAAUACUCAGGUAGGCUGUGGCGUUCCAACGAUGCUCAAUUGGUACCAAGGGGCCCAGAGAGUGCCAAGAAAAUAUUCCCCACACCAUUACACCAACAGCCUGAACCGUUGAUACAAGGCAGGAUGGAUCCAUGCUUUCAUGUUGUUGAUGCCAAAUUCUGACCCUACCAUCUGAAUGUCGCAGCAGAAAAUUGAGACUCAUCAGACCAGGCAACAUUUUUCCAAUCUUCUAUUGUCCAAUGUCGAUGAGCUUGUGCAAAUUAUUGCCUCAGUUUCCUGUUCUUAGCUGAAAGAAGUGGCACCCGGCGUGGUCUUCUGCUGCUGUAGCCCAUCUGCCUCAAAGUUCGACGUACUGUGCGUUCAGAGAUGCUCUUCUGCCUACCUUGGUUGUACCGGAUGGUUAUUUGAGUCACUGUUGCCUUUCUAUCAGCUCGAACCAGUCUGGCCAUUCUCUUCUGACCUCUCUUCUGACACGUCCAGGCCAUAACACAUUCUCCCAGUCCUCUUCUGGAUCAUCCAAAUGCUCUCUAUCGAACCGCAGACGGGCCUGUACUUUCUUCAGCAGGGGGACACGUCUGGCAGUGCAGGAUUUGAGUCCCUGGCGGCGCAUGAGUCCCUUAGAGAUGUCCCAAUCCGAUAUUUGGAUCGGAUCGGACGCCAAUAUGGGCGAAAAAAUGCGCAUCAGAUCGGCCGACACGGAAAACUUCCGCUCCAGUUUUUUUUUAAAACCCGGCCCGGGUUUUACAGUGCACUGAUUUACAUAACCCAUUUCAGUUUUUGCUUCGGUUUCCCUAAAAUCCACAUUUUACGGCACACCUUCAACACACUACAUUACCAUCUCCCAAUUUACCGAGAGCCUAUCGGUAAAAAUGUCAGCUGUGUGGGAUCAUUUCGCCUUAAAGGACGACAAAGACAAAGAGGCAGAGUGCAACAUAUGCCACAAUAAAGUCAAGCGUGGUGGUAAAGCUGUAAGACGUUUUAAUACAACCAACCUAAUCAAGCAUUUAGCGAAAUACCACCACAAACAAUAUAAGGAGUAUGUUGAGAAAACCCGAGAGGUCCUACGCAACUAACACUGGCAGAAACUUUUGCUAUGCGUGAAAAAUUGGCACUCGACAGUCCCAAAGCCCAGGGGAUAACAAGAGUCAUUGCCGAAUUCAUUCUGGAUGUUGAGCCAUUAUCUCUCGUGAGUAAAGACGCACCAUCCAACACUUAGAACCACGGUACAACAUGCCCAGCCGUCAUUACAUCCUUGAGCGAUUCGGCCGUGAAAGAUUCGAGAACGAUUCACAAACAUCCAAAUUCCGAUUAUUGAAAUAUGUAGAGUAAAGCGGAACUAAUACACGGCGCGGUCUUCGGGACGCAAUGAGAAACGGACCCCAUUACGUCCCGAGAGUAAACAUCAUGCUUGGGUAAUGCCAAUGCUUAACUCACGGCUUUAGCUCAACUCAUGCCGCUGGAUAAAAAACACAAGAGUACCUGACUGCUGCUGACAGCCGCUACAAACUACGUCAACAUCGUUUAACUGUAGAUAAUGGAUAUCUUAUGUAUAUAGAACUAGAUGCAAAAUGACAGACUCGACGGCGUUAGCAACAUUGAAGUAUGGAAAACUAGAUGCGUUAGUAAACGGCUGCCAUCUUAAAGCAGGAGACUUCUCUAGUAGGCUGUCGUGAACCUUCCAAGCAUACCUAAUUAACUUUUUAUCUAAAAUACUCCUAAAUCCGCAAAAUCUUGACUUGAAUCUAUCUUCAAAACAGUUUUAAAACUUUCACAUGUCGAAAGUAGACAGAAGGGGAAUUAUGGAAAAACGGGGGCAAUUUUAAUAAUUUUAACAGUUGAUUCGCAAAAUUAAAUGAAUAUAGUUUAAAGCUGCUGAUACGGAAUGGGGACUUGAGUAUUUUCUUUACUGUUAUAAAAUGUUAACUUGAUACUGAAAUAGUCGUUUAUUUAAACCUGAGAGGCUUUUUAUACAUUUUUUGUAACUAAUGCACGAAACAUUAAAAGCA
Molecule: messenger RNA, 9140 nt
Organism: Corythoichthys intestinalis (scribbled pipefish)
Lineage: Eukaryota; Metazoa; Chordata; Actinopteri; Syngnathiformes; Syngnathidae
Gene: plpp2b
Product: phospholipid phosphatase 2b
Exons: 6
Coding region: 350-1204 (284 amino acids)
Biological process (GO): phospholipid metabolic process; phospholipid dephosphorylation; signal transduction
Cellular component (GO): plasma membrane
Molecular function (GO): phosphatidate phosphatase activity
Source: RefSeq, a predicted model, not a curated record